AUGGCGGCGAACGCUACUACGAACCCGUCGCAGCUGCUGCCUCUAGAGCUUGUGGACAAAUGUAUAGGAUCAAGAAUUCACAUUGUGAUGAAGAGUGACAAGGAAAUUGUUGGGACCCUUCUAGGUUUCGAUGACUUUGUUAAUAUGGUAUUGGAAGAUGUCACUGAAUUGUAA
Messenger RNA from Echinops telfairi (small Madagascar hedgehog), 174 nucleotides. RefSeq names its product LSM5 homolog, U6 small nuclear RNA and mRNA degradation associated (gene LSM5). Lineage: Eukaryota; Metazoa; Chordata; Mammalia; Afrosoricida; Tenrecidae. Gene Ontology annotation, molecular function: RNA binding. Gene Ontology annotation, biological process: mRNA splicing, via spliceosome. The record is from RefSeq and is a predicted model, not a curated record. Bases 1 to 174 code for a protein of 57 amino acids. The transcript is spliced from 3 exons. Gene Ontology annotation, cellular component: U6 snRNP; U4/U6 x U5 tri-snRNP complex; Lsm1-7-Pat1 complex.